GGUAACUGUAUCCUCAUGAGUGAUUGGAUGAGGUGAAUCUUUAAAAAUGUGGAUUGCGUUGGAGACAAUUUUAGUAAAUAUCAGUGAAGGAAGAAGAAUACAGCUUUGCCGCAACUGAUUUGGAAAAGUCAUGAGUGGAUGUCCAUACUUUGAGAAGAGGCAUUUGUUAUUCAAAAACAAGCCUCCCUCAACGGAAGAAGAUGAGGAUGCCUCGCAGGCAGGGGUUAACAAGGCCAGUAAAGGAGGAAUCAUCUAUGGAGACUACCUGCAGCUUGACAAAAUAGUCUCAGCCCAGGUGUUGCAGAGUGAACUAAAGGGUAAUAAGAUCCACGAUGAGCACCUCUUCAUUGUCACCCACCAAGCCUAUGAACUGUGGUUCAAACAGAUUUUGUUUGAACUUGACUCAGUGCGCGAGAUCUUCAUCAGUGGACAUGUCAGAGACGAACGCAAUAUGCUCAAAGUCAACACUCGCAUCCACCGGAUUGUAAUGAUCUACAGACUGUUGGUCGACCAGUUUGCAGUUCUGGAAACGAUGACAGCCUUGGACUUUUUUGACUUUAGGGAAUACCUGUCUCCUGCCUCUGGAUUCCAAAGCCUUCAGUUUCGGAUCCUGGAGAACAAAAUCGGGGUCCCGGACAACCUGAGGGUUCCAUACAACAGACGCCAUUACAGGGACAAUUUCAAGGGUCAUGACAGUGAGAUGCUGCUGGCCACUGAAAAGGAGCCGACGCUCUUGAAACUAGUCGAGGAGUGGCUGGAGAGAACUCCUGGCUUGGAGGUGGAUGGAUUCAAUUUCUGGGAAAGGCUGGAAAUCAAUAUAUUUGAUGGGUUGAAUAAGGAAAAGGAGAAAAUCGAGAAAAUGCCAGAUUCUGAGGAGAAGGAGGAAAUGAUGUCUGAGCUGGUCAAACAGAGAGAGCUGUUCACUUCUCUGUUUGAUGAAAAGCGGCAUGACCAUCUCCUUAGCAAAGGUGAGAGACGGCUCUCUUACAAGGCUCUCCAAGGCGCCCUAAUGAUUUACUUCUACAGGGAAGAGCCGAGGUUCCAAGUUCCUUUCCAGCUGCUCACAUCCCUCAUGGAUAUUGACACCCUCAUGACAAAAUGGAGAUACAAUCAUGUAUGCAUGGUGCAUCGUAUGAUUGGCAGCAAAGCUGGCACAGGGGGCUCAUCUGGCUACCACUACCUGAGAUCUACUGUCAGUGACCGCUACAAAGUGUUUGUGGAUCUGUUCAACCUGGCAACGUUCCUGGUGCCACGCCACUGGGUGCCUAAGCUAAACCCCAACAUCCAUAAGUUCCUCUACAUGGCCGAAUGCUGCGACAGCUCCUACUGCAGCAGUGAAGACUCUGACUAGGGGGCAUCGCAGAAGUCUGGUUAAUUUCUUUCACUUCAACUGACCUCACAACAGUAGAUCUCUUUUAAAGUUUGAGUUUUAGUGACAGGUGCAUAAGUGAACAGGUGGCCAUCCGAACAUGCAAAGAAACACUGUGUCUGAGAAGAAACCAGACACUCAAACACUACAUAGGAUGAUGAAAGAAAGUCCAAUAAGAUAGUAUUUUUGGAGCAUCUUAAUUUGGUGGAUUUUUUAUCAGUUGAAAGAAGAUGGAGUGAAACAUGGCACAAGGAGGGAUCAAUUAACAUAAUAACUGACUGACUAUGAUUGACAAUGUAAACCACCAAAGUAUCCAUUAGUGAGAGACAUUUGGUACCGUGAUGGUAUUAUUGGUUGGGCUUUUUAAAAUAUCUUCUUUUCUGUGACGCAUUGGGAUUGUGACAUGUAAAUACAGAAAAUAACUAAAUUUGUUCAAGUUAAUGUCAAGCAAGGUGAAAAGAAUUUCAUCUCAUCGUGACACUAAAAGCAUGGCAAAUAUCCUUCAAUUAUGGUAACAAAGAACAGAAAAGCAAAUUACUAGCUCAUUAGUUACAUCAAGCUGCAGCACAGAGGUUCAUACCACAGAAGCUUGUGACGCAGUGUCUGACCCUGAAUAAAUCAAAUGGCCAAAUUAGACUAUUUUACUCUAAUCUUGACUGGUCACAAGGUAUAGCAGAUGGCUCCUUGAUAAGAUUUGCUUAGAUGUUUUCUCAAUAAAAUUAUGUAAAUUCACUGUGUCUGACCUGAAAGCAAACGGAUCGGUGAGACAAGUGAUCAAACUGGUGGCGAUGAUGGGUUUUUUGAAAAAUCAUUAUCUUUCAUGUCAGCACGGGGAAGGUGUGAGAGAAAAAGCCAUUUCAGACUAUUGGGAUGUGGCUUAGAUGCAAGAUGCAAUAAAAUGACAAUAGACCUCUGUAUAAUCAAUGUCCAACAUCUAAAACAGAAGAAUUUGCACAGCAUAUAUGUGAAGCAUAAAAUUUGUAUAUAAUGUUAAUAAUGUAGUUGUGUAAUACUGUGUUUUGUAUAGUAUGCUGUAAAGUUAAUUUUGUUAUGUAUUUAUGCAGUGAUUGAUGGUAUCACUGUAUAGAUAAAUUUAUAAGCCAUAGCACCUAUAAUAUGUAUCCACCUUAUGUAUUUAAUAAGAUACAUUUUUUUGUACAGUGCAUCUAUUAUUAUUACAGUUGUUGUUUUUUGCAGUGUUGUGUGUUGAUCGCUCAGAUAUGAUCCAACAUUUAUCAGCAUGUAAAGUGAUUUAUUUUGUUUUAGUGAUGUAACAUGUUGACAUUUCAAUAAAAAACAUUAUUUAAAGUGA
This is a messenger RNA of Dicentrarchus labrax (European seabass), 2681 nucleotides long. It is a transcript of the gene tdo2a, whose product is annotated as tryptophan 2,3-dioxygenase a. The record is from RefSeq and is a predicted model, not a curated record. The transcript is spliced from 12 exons. Gene Ontology annotation, molecular function: metal ion binding; heme binding; L-tryptophan 2,3-dioxygenase activity. Lineage: Eukaryota; Metazoa; Chordata; Actinopteri; Moronidae. The coding region runs from base 131 to 1351 and encodes 406 amino acids.